This is a messenger RNA of Periconia digitata, 685 nucleotides long. Lineage: Eukaryota; Fungi; Ascomycota; Dothideomycetes; Pleosporales; Periconiaceae. The record is from the annotation of a GenBank genome assembly.
UGAAGACUUGCAAUCCAAAGUCGUUGAAGCAGAGCAACAGUGGAUGGGCGGCUGGGGGAAGGGAAACCAGCCCAGGCGACGAAUAUUCCUGGACCACGACAACGGGAUGGAUGCUGUAUUGGCUGGUAUGCCUUCCCCACGAAACACCAGAAUGGAAUGUCCCACGCCACCGGACUCUGAAUGCUGGACCCGGCGGACUGGUUCGGGCGUUGCGCUAAGGUCCCUUUCGGCACAGAACCCUGCCGCCCCACGUUCCCUCGUGACAGGGCUGAUUGGUGGUGAAUUACCAUGCCAUCCGCCAUGCUCGUCGUUCCCCGGCCAUCACUCCUCCUUUCGUCUCUGCCCAGUACAGCCAACAUCAUCAACAACAACAACAACCACCUUCCCAUCCAUCCGUAUACCCAUCCAUUCAGACUUCAGACGCACGCCGUAUACUCCCACCCCUAUCCCGCUUCCCGGGGCAUCCUCCAGCUGUCCCGCUAUGCACCGUCGCUGCAUCUCUCCGUUCACCGCAAAUCGAAGCGUUGUUCCCGUGAUGCAUCUCACAAUGCAACCUGCCAGCAUGUGUUUCAGCCACUGUCGGUCCGACGCAGGCCUCUCCUCCCCUUUGCGAUGCCUUGGCCUAAUCGAGACACCGUUACCCCCGAGAUUGAUUGCCUUCGCAGCCGCCCUCGACACGUCUUGA